Messenger RNA from Klebsormidium nitens, 3905 nucleotides. Lineage: Eukaryota; Viridiplantae; Streptophyta; Klebsormidiophyceae; Klebsormidiales; Klebsormidiaceae. The record is from the annotation of a GenBank genome assembly.
AGGUAUGUCGGGGUAUUACUAUAAUAUUCUGUCAACAUUCCGAUGUUGCCAGCUAUAGCUGAACGUGACACGGCUCUGAAUACUUGAAAGCACCGCCAGCUGACAAUUGGCGGCCCUGCGAGGGCGCCGGCCACUCCUGUCGGGAUUCAGCUGAGGUCAGCAGACUGAGCGGGGAGUGCUGUUCGAGCUAUUAGUAUACGUUGCUGACGGCAUUGCUUCCAGUUCCAGUGUUGUGUGCCAGCAUCAGUCCAUGUGGAAGAAACAUACGGCACGUCGUUGGGAGAGAAAAAGUCGCCGGUUUGCUAGCUGCAAGGCACGAGCUCUGCAGACGCUUUCCAGGGAGUUCUUGCCCUUCAACCUCCCCCAGAUACGUUUCACUUUGGAGCUGAUGAUCCACCAGCUUUGGUCUAGAUCAUCAGGUGGGAUUUCCACCAGCUCUUUUUCCAUUCCGCUUCUCUUCCCAGAGAUCCGUCGGAAAGUUCCUCUGAGCUCGAGAACCCCUUCACAUGACAGCACAGCUUCCGGCGACGGCGCUGAGCGUGAGGAAAACUAGAAUGGCGUGGCUCUUGGCCGCGCUGUGCGCUCUUUUGGCGGUCCCUGUCAUGGGCUCAAGCCUGGAGAACGGCAAUUCCCGUAAGCUCCUACAAGCCGCCUGCGAUCCUUCCUCUGCCACCCCAAACACCUGUUACAACGCUGAUGGCAGCCAGUUCGUCUGCUGUGCCGGGCAAUGUGGCAACAACCCAGGGGCCGUUGUGUCUUGCCCGGGGGGGUCAAAUCCCCCCCCGACCAGUGGGCCGACCAACCCCCCCCCGACGAGCGGGCCGACUAACCCCCCCCAAACAAGUGGGCCCACCAACCCCCCCCCAACAAGUGGGCCAAUAAGCGGGACCCCGAUUUUCAACACUGGUGCCAACGUGAACUGCUUCACAGACUACCCAUCUGCCCCUAACGCCUGUUACAGCUCUGACGGCAGCAAGUUUGCCUGCUGCACCGGAACGUGUUCCGGCACCCCAAGCGACACGCCUUUCUGUCCGGGGGGUGGCCCCACAAAUGCCCCCCCCACAAGUGCGCCCACAACUGCCCCCACGACUGCCCCCACAACCAACCCCCCCACAAACGCACCCACCAGCGGCUCCCCUUCUUCGUCCCCGGUUUUCAACACGGGCGCCAACGUCAACUGCUUCACGGACUUCCCGGCGUCGCCAAACCCGUGCUACGGAUCCGACGGCUCCAAGUUCAUCUGCUGCUCCGGGGUAUGCUCCUCCUCCCCCGGCACCACUCCCUCCUGCCCCGGGGGAUCCCCCGGUGUCCCAAACCCGACCCCAAACCCGACCCCAAACCCGACCCCAAACCCGACUCCGACCUCAGCGCCCCCGGACGCUUCUUGUGUCGAAACCACGGGGGCCGCGUGCGGCAACCCCCCCCCAACGGGAUUCGUCGGCAAUGAAAACUUCCCGCCCCCUAGUUCCGCUGGGCGUAAUCUAAUCACCCCCCUGCCGGACAAGCCGUACAAGACCCCCACGUCCACGCGACCGUCAGCUUCCGGGGGGGGCCAGUCUGGCACUGGCGUCGCUAACCCGAACACCCCCCAGAACAGCGCCGGCGGGGGCACUGUCGCCGGCAAGCAAGUCACCAACAGCUACUUCUACCUGCCGUCGCCGUUUGCCACGUCGGCAGGCGGAUCGGCCGCCACGUGUACGGUGAUCGGCACGAGCAACAGCCCGCCAGUGGUCUCGGUCGGCAUUUCGGACGACCAGGCGUUCUUCCGGACGCUCGAGCACACGUCCGCGUGCGGGGACGGCGCCCAGUGGAAGAUCCGGAUCGGAACGGGGGGGCAGAUCUACUACCUCUCGUCAACCAGCAACGGCUUCAACGGUGCCAAUCUGAUCGGCCCCGCGGCAGCUUCGUUCGCCGCGUUUACGGACCGCGUCAUCCAGAGCAUAGCUUAUAACACCGGCCUCAGCAACGCUUUGUGCGGUAACCCUCCGGUUCCUUGUGAGUGGAACUUCCAUCAGGCGGGCGGAAACGGACCGACCUAUGCUCCGCUGCUCGGCAACCAAGUCUCCCCCGGGGGAGACGGGGUGGCGCUCCUUUCGUGGCCCCGACCGGAAUUCACCGGAAUCGAUUUCGGUGGCGACAAGCGGUACCGCUCAAACCUGUACCUCCAAACCUGGAUCCGCGACGUGGGUCAGGGCUCGUUUGAGCUAACCUGGAUCUGGACCAACGUGGGCACUGUGCCCGUGGACUACAUCGACCUGCCGUGGCAGGGCCUGGGUUACUGCCCCGACCUGACCCACUACGCCCUUUCGGUGCCCACCAGCAGAAUCUCGCCCGACACGGGCUGCCCCGGCGGAUGCAAGUACUACAACCACGCGAGCUGCCCCACCGAGCAGUGCUGGAACUACGCCUACCCGGGGGAAGGCACCGGGGACCAGGGCCUCUUCAACUGCGGCACCCAGACCAACGGCUGGAUGGCCUUCGCCUCCGCCAACUGCCCGCUCGCGCGCGCGCUCGGCGUCAUGUUCGCGCCCAAAUCGCCCUUCGAGGGGGGUCCCUCCAACUUCGGGUGCGAGGUCCGGUUCGGCAAGUUCCUGGACCCGAACACGGUCUAUGGGAACAUUCUCGAGACCAUCAAGCGGCCGGUUGGAAUCCCCGCCAACGGAGGCACGUUGGAGUUCCGUUAUUAUAUUACCGCGGGGGCGACCCUUGCGGCCGUGGCCACGCAGGCGGGUCGCCUGCAAGGGUUCGUCAAGGAGAACAUCCUGACCUACAGCGCAGCAAGCGUCGGCCUGAUCCAGGCCCAGAGCAAGGUCCCCCCCUCCGUCUCCUUCCAGACCCUCGACUGGUACGCCCUCGACAAAGUCACCGCUGGGGGAGUCCCCCUACUCAUCGCCCAGCACAAAUCCACCGGGGUUACCGUCAUAACCAGCUCCCCCUACGUCUUCUCCUGCUGCACCCCCUCUGGUCCGGGCGCGCAAACCUGCACCUUAACCACCUGCGUUGAGCCGCUUUCCAACACUAACUACCUGGGUUUCAUCGGGUGGGGGGUUAGCGCUGACGUGGCGAGCCCGUCCCCCCCCGCGGGGCUGACGAACGCCGUCCUGCUGUCGUCACUGCUGCCGUCAGCGCAAUUCUUCGACCCGCAGCAUCCCGACACGGAGAUCCAGAGGGAUGUCUACGUCGUCAAGGCGUGAGCGAACACGUGGCGGCACAAGAGAAUAAGAAAAGUACACGUGGCAGAAUAAGAGUGCUUUCCGGCCGGCGAAGAGGCUUGCGAACAGGAGGUGUCAGCUUGCUAGAGCGACGUCAUUGCGACGUCAGCGGGAGACCACCGAUUCCAAGUGUUCAUGGGAGCACGAGAAAGCAGUUCGUGGAGGUUAUAAUCAGGUCCUAUUAUUCGAGCCACGGGCGGAAACGAUUCCGUUCCGGUCCUUACAGAUGAGGAUAACUUAUUGGGUGGAGUUUGAUUGAGUUUGGAGAGAAGCAACAACCCCUGGGGCCAACUGGGAGGGGGCAGUAGUAUUAUAUAGACCUUGACAGUAGAGGGUAAGAAAUAGACUACGUGUGUAUUUGCUUGGAAACGAUUACCGAGAUGUCUACGCAUCAGCCAACUUACCGUCGAUUACCGUCCACCUGUAUUUCUAAGAGUGACAUUCUCCGUACUGUGAAGUUCGUUUACUGUCAACCGAGAUAGCGAUCCAAUGGUUUUGACAUACAAGUCACAGUUUUGGUAGUAUUUACGUCCGAGUGCAACUUGAAGAAAAUACUUUGAUCCCACCCAACCAGCCGACAAAUUCAUAGUUCGACUGGUAAAGACACCCAACAUGAUUGUGUUCGACUCUGGAGUCACUCUUUAGCGUUAUAAAUUUUGUUUUAUUGUUUCUGAUAAGAGACACCAAUUUGAG